Phyllostomus discolor (pale spear-nosed bat) is the source of this 3890-nucleotide messenger RNA. It is a transcript of the gene TMEM151A, whose product is annotated as transmembrane protein 151A. Bases 594 to 2000 code for a protein of 468 amino acids. The transcript is spliced from 2 exons. Lineage: Eukaryota; Metazoa; Chordata; Mammalia; Chiroptera; Phyllostomidae. The record is from RefSeq and is a predicted model, not a curated record.
AGGGCCCUGGGUGCCCUGGCCCCACCCCACUGCCUCUGAGUGGAACUCAGAGCUGCUGUCCUCUAAGGAAGCUCAUUACAUCUUUCUCGGUUGUGACUGACCCCUGUCCUACACGCGAGGCUUCCCGGAUGGGGUCUGGGUGGGCUUAGGCUUGGGCCUGCUUCUCAGAAGUACCGAUCCACCUUGGAGAUUUCCUUCGCUCGUUGUACAGCGGGAGAAACUCAGGCCCCGGAGAGCAAAAGCUCGCCCAAGGUUGCUAGCGCAAGUGCAGCGGGAGGGGGACCUAGGAGUCGGUUUGCCCAGCCUGGGAUUCUUAGGGGCUGGGGCAGCGCCCUCGGUACCAGGCGCUGCUGGCGGCGCCGCCGGUGCCGCGAGGGCGGGGUCAGCGGCGGGCGGGGCGCCGGGCACCGAGGCCGCCAACGCCGCCGCCGCCGCCGCCGCCGCCGCCGCCGCCGCGCUCGGGAGAGCUCGGCGCACUCCCUCCGCGGCCGCCGAGCCGAGCGGACGCCCGCCAGGGCCGUGCCGCAGCCCUCUGCUCUCCCCCCUAUCAUGCCCGGGGCUCGGGCCUGGGCCGCCCAAGCAGCCAGGACACCAUGCCCGAGGGCGGCGAUGGCGAUGGCGGGGAGGUGCCCGCGCUCAUCCCAGACGGCGAGCCGCUGCGGGAAGAGCAGCGGCCCCUGAAACAGUCCCUGGGAAGCUCCCUGUGCCACGAGUCGAACUGGAAGUGCCUGCUCCUCACGCUGCUCAUCCACGCCUGUGGUGCCGUGGUGGCCUGGUGUCGGCUGGCUACCGUGCCUCGGCUGGUCCUGGGGCCGGAGGCGGCCCUGGCCCGUGGGGCUGGGGCCCCGCCCCCCACCUACCCAGCCAGCCCCUGCUCCGAUGGCUAUCUGUACAUCCCGCUGGCCUUUGUCUCCCUCCUCUACCUCCUCUACCUGGCUGAGUGCUGGCACUGCCACGUGCGGUCGUGCCAGGCCCCGCGCACGGACGCCAACACCGUGCUCGCUCUGAUCCACCGGCUGCAGCAGGCGCCGCCCUGCGUCUGGUGGAAGGCCACGAGCUACCACUACGUGCGGCGCACGCGCCAGAUCACCCGCUACCGGAACGGCGACGCCUACACCACCACGCAGGUCUACCACGAGAGGGCUGACAGUCGCACGGCCCGCGGAGAGUUUGACUACUCGGCGCACGGCGUCCGUGAUGUCUCCAAGGAGCUCGUGGGGCUGGCUGACCACGCGGCCACGCGGCUGCGCUUCACCAAGUGCUUCAGCUUCGGCAGCGCCGAGGCCGAGGCCUCGUACCUCACCCAGAGGGCCCGCUUCUUCGGCGCCAACGAGGGCCUGGACGACUACCUGGAGGCCCGCGAGGGCAUGCACCUGAAGGACGUGGACUUCCGCGACUCCCUCAUGGUCUUCGCCGACCCCCACAGCCCGCCCUGGUACGCGCGUGCCUGGGUCUUCUGGCUGGUGUCGGCGGCCACGCUGUCCUGGCCCCUGCGCGUGGUGGCGGCCUACGGCACCGCCCACGUGCACUACCAGGUGGAGAAGCUUUUUGGCGCCAGCUCGCCCCCACCGGGGGCCGUGCCCAGCGGGCCCCCGCUCUCCCGCGUGGCCACGGUGGACUUCACCGAGCUCGAGUGGCACAUCUGCUCCAACCGGCAGCUGGUGCCCAGCUACUCGGAGGCCGUGGUCAUGGGCGCCAGCUCGGGCGCCUACCUCCGCGGCUGCCAGCGCUGCCGCCGCUCGGUCAGCAGCAACUCGCUGCCGCCCGCCCGGCCCAGCGGGCCCCGCCUGCCUUUCAGCCGCAGCCGCCUCUCCCUGGGCGCCGGGGGCCGGGUCACGCCCGGGGUCUUCCGGAGCCUGAGCGGGGGGCCGCUGGGGCGCCGCAGAGAGGACACGGAGCCCCUGGAGAGCCCGCCGUGCUACGAGGACGCCCUUUACUUCCCGGUGCUCAUCGUCCACGGGGACAGCGGCUGCCAGGGGGACGGGCAGGGCGCGCUCUGAGCCCCCCCGGCCCCCCCCUUCCACCACCGAGGGCUUCGACGCCCGAGUCGUCGUCGUCCAGAACAGGAGGGAACUCAGACCAGCACACAAGGGGGGUGGGCGGAGCCCUUCAACAGACUGAAAUUCAGGGACUCCGGGUCAUUUGGGGGGCGAAUGGGUGCCACGCAAGUUGAGCCCGGGAACCUCCGGGCAUGGCUCCGCCCACCACCGCCCCGCCCCGCCCCCUGCAAUGGCAGGUGAUCUGUCUUGGGAGCUGAGGCUGGGCAGGGGAGGGAGUUUCCAUGGAGGCGCCCUGAGGACAGGACAGGGCCUCCCGUGGUCUCCCCCGCUCGGCUGACGCCACGCUGGGGGCGCUCGGGCCUUCCGGAGCACAAACUGGCGGUUUGGGGCUGUGCCAGCCGGGCUGACCUCCGUGAAGCUGAAGAGCUGGUUACAGUAGCGCCACGGCCUUGGCCCCACGGCCCACCCAAAGUCCCCAUCCUCUUCCCGUCACAGCCCUGCGACCUACCCUCUGCCUGGGGCCAGCCCCUGACCAGACCCUGCAGCACAACCCCCACUGGGGGUCUGGCCCUUGGAGCACAGCCUGGCCCCGCACCACCCUCCACUGUUCCCCGGUGUGCGCCCCUCGCCCCGCAUCCAGCGCCCCCUACAGCCUGAGGCUUCUUCUCAGGGCCCGCUUUGAUCCCACAUCCCCUGCCCCCCCCCCACCCCUGCCUCCGCCCCCCACGAAGUCCACUCCGCCUCUGUCAGCCGCGCGCACGCCCUCUGGGCUUCGCCCUCAGCGCUCCCCUGGAUCCCCCUCUGCUCUUCAUUUUCCUGGUGACCCACGGGACCCAGGGCCACAGGGCAUCCGAGGGGCCUCAGCCUGACAGCCUGCUGGACGGUGCCCUUGCUCUGCCACGGAGGGCUCCACCUCCCUGACCAGCAGGGCGUGGCCCAGGGGACGCCACUCCUCCCGCGGGAGGAAAGAGUGGUCCCUUCCCUUCCAACGGGGCUCCCACACCCUCGCAGGGACCGGUGGGGGAGGGAGGAGGUAGCGAAGAUGCAGAUAAAAUAAAAAGGUACAAAAUGGAAGGUGUUCUGAUGUGCCUUCCUGAGUGGAGGGUCCACGGCCGCCCCCACCAGGGCAAUGCGCCAGCCUGGGGUCUGGGAGGGGCCGCGGGGUUGGGCUCCAGCGUUCCCAGGAGCGGGGUUCGCUGAGAGGGAGCCUCCCUGCCGGCCUGGGGCCUCUGAGACUCAGACUUGAGGGGCUCUGAGCCGUGGACUCCAACCACUUGGCGUCUGUGUCACUUCUAAGGCGUUGUCUUAGUGGUCCCUCUUCCAGCCCGGGGGUGGGGGGGUUCCAUUCUGCCGCCGGGUGUGCGGAGGACUAAGGGAGGGGUGACGGGGCCCCACAGUGGGGAGAGAACUGUGGGCAGUGGCGGGAGUUUGGGUCCCCUGGUGGCUAUUGGCGUUAGUGGUCCCGGGCAGUGGGCACAGAGCAGGCUGGAGGACACCAAGCGGCAGACGGUGAACCCCAAGUCAGGGCAGGGCUAAGGUAGAGCCUCGCCCAUGGGCGGAGCUAGGGAGGCCCCUGGACGUGGCAUCUUCACGAGUUCACUGUGCAAGGGUGCCAGGCUGCAGGGCCCCCGUGGGGGCAUCCAGCCUGUGGGCCGCUCCUCAAGCCCUGGAGUGGUGCUGCAUCCACUGGAUAAAGGGGCACCUUUUUCUAACUCAUGCAAGGGCUCCAUAAGGGCGCGUGGUGGCCCCAGAAGGGUGCUGAGGAUGGGAGGGAUUCCCCCAGGCACAGACAGGGCACGGGGUCCUCUGUGCAGGCCCUGGAGCAGGUGCGACGAGGAGGCAGGAGCAAAGAGUCGUGGAAGAGCUGGCCGAGGCCUUCGAUGCCACAGC